This is a messenger RNA of Oldenlandia corymbosa var. corymbosa, 570 nucleotides long. NCBI's taxonomy places the organism in Eukaryota, Viridiplantae, Streptophyta, Magnoliopsida, Gentianales, Rubiaceae. The record is from the annotation of a GenBank genome assembly.
AUGAAUAUCACACCUUUCGGAAGCUGGAUGAUUUCGGAGCAAUUUCCAGUGGCAAUUGUUUACCAAAACAAUCAGUAUUACCUCUUGGAUGUGAAAGGUCGUUUGGGUAUUUAUAGUCCUGAACAAAGAGUCAAAUUUGACUUUAGUUCGUGGACGGUUGGAUUUUUGGAUUUGGAUCAGAAAUUGGUGAAUCUGAGCUUUUUAGCUGCAGGAGGAGAAGAAGACGGGCCGGAGAUUUAUGCUGUUAUUCUUAGCCAUAAUGGUACGAAAGUUUGGGUUUACGGUUUCAACCCUGCUGAAAAUAUAUGGGUUCGAGUUGAAAACCUAAGUGGCAUUAUGGUUUUUGAUAGUGAUACUGCAUAUUUCUGGACAAGAGCUACUGUACCCUUGAUGGGUAACAAGAUCUACUUCCCGGAAUUUCAUGGAAAAGAUGGGGUAUUCUAUUCCUUAACCACCAAGAAAUAUCACUCUUAUGAUGGUCGUUUCUCCGGCGAAGGACUUCAUGGAUGUAAAGAUUAUUUGGCCUCUUCCUCCAUUUGGAUCAAACCAUCCAUGGUGUUACUUGAUUAG